Molecule: messenger RNA, 1950 nt
Organism: Bombyx mandarina (wild silkworm)
Lineage: Eukaryota; Metazoa; Arthropoda; Insecta; Lepidoptera; Bombycidae
Gene: Nt5c
Product: 5' nucleotidase C
Molecular function (GO): 5'-nucleotidase activity
Source: RefSeq, a predicted model, not a curated record
UAAAGACUGCAGAAUUUUUGUAAUAUUAUGUGAAUACUACAUAAUUCUUUACAAUUAUGCAACAGUUUGUUUUAAGUUACGUUAAUGCUUGAAAUAAUUAAUAAGCCCAUCUUAUAUGGAAGUUUUAAAUAAGACUAAUCUUUUUGUUUGUACACAAAUGCUGUAAGAACUGGAAGCUAUCAGCGCAUUUAUUAUAAUUUUACAAUAAUUCAAAACUUUCGGUAAAAAUGUCUUUGUUAAUCAGUUCGGUUGGUAAUUUAUUUCUUGGAGUCAAAACCUCUCGCACGGGUUUAAUUCAGAAAACAUUAAAAUAUUCCGAAGUAAAGAGUGCUUUAUCUUUGAAGAAAUAUUCUACAAGGGAACUGUUAAAUGAAGCCUAUUGCCGUACUAAACUCAAAUGUAGAUCCAAAAAGCUUCCACAAGAUGUUAAUCCUAAAGGUGUUUUUGCGUGCAAUGAAUUGGACCUUUCGGAAGUACAAGUAUAUGGAUUUGACUAUGACUAUACCUUGGCGCACUAUAAACCCACAAUGGAACACCUGCUUUAUAAUCUUGGUAGAGAAUAUCUGUUAGAGAAGUACAAUUACCCUCCAGAAAUAUUGAAACUGGAAUACAAACCCAAUUUUGCUGUUCGAGGUUUACAUUAUGACAUUGAAAAGGGACUUCUUUUAAAACUUGACUCUUUCCUGCAAAUACAAUUUGGAGCUGUGUACAGAGGUCUCACACCUGUAUCAACAGAUGAGGUUCUCAAAUUGUACAAAAACAGGAUUAUACCAAUUGCCUAUGUGGAAGGGGACACAAGGGCUCAUAAGCCAAAUCGGGCAAAGAUGGUGCACUUGGCUGAUUUAUUCUCAGUACCGGAAAUGGGCCUGUUAUGUAAUGUUGCAGAGUAUUUUAUAAAAAAUCACAUUGACUACCACCCUGAAAUAUUGUUCUUAGAUGUCAAGAAUUCAGUGCAGAGCUGCCAUCCAAUAAUGCACAAGAUCGUUGCUCAGAAUGUGGAGGAAUACAUAAGACCUAAUAAAAAAUUACGCAAUUAUUUCCAAAUGUUACAGGAAAGUGACAAAAAACUUUUCCUUGUAACAAACAGUCCCUACCAUUUUGUUAACGCUGGAAUGGAGAUGCUAGUCGGUCACGACUGGCGGGACUUCUUCGAUGUCGUGAUAGUCAACGCUAACAAGCCGAAGUUCUUCACGGAGGUGUCAAGGCCGAUCAGAGUAUUCGAUAAAAACGCCAACAGUCACAUUUGGGAGAAGGUUACUUCAUUAGAAAAAGGAAUCAUCUAUUAUGAGGGUACCGUGAAACAGCUUCAGGACUUGACCGGGUGGUGUGGACAUCAAGUGUUGUACUUCGGGGACCAUCCAUACAGUGACCUCGCUGACGUCACGCUCGAACACGGCUGGAGGACCGGAGCCAUCAUCAAUGAACUCACACACGAGAUCAACACACUGAAUACGAGGUCGUUUAAGGAAAACGCGAAUUGGCUUCAAAUGCUGACGCAACUGAUUGAGGACCAUCAAGACUACAAGGACCCGGAGGCAAUGGAGGUGCUCACACAGUGGAUGGUCGAGAGGGACUACCUCAGGAGUUAUUAUAUCGGUUCCAGGAAUGAGAUCAAGGCGGUGUUUAACCCACAGUUCGGUAGCGUGUUCCGUACGUAUCACAACCCCACGUAUUUCAGCAGGAGACUUUUCAGAUUCGCCGACAUCUACACUUCGAAUAUAAUCAAUCUGUUAAAUUAUUCUUUGACGCACACGUUUUAUCCGCGACGCGGCGUUAUGCCACACGAAUACGGUUCUUAUUUCGUUUAAGUGAAGUAUAAUUUUGUGUAUUUAAUUUUUUUUGUGUUUUGUUUAUUGCUUGUAUAGUCCGGCAAGGCUGUUUGCGUGUGAAUGACUUUUGUGCGAGAGUGUCACUGAGAUGUCAGUGUUACAAGUAAUGAAAAAAAUAAUU